This is a messenger RNA of Dermochelys coriacea (leatherback sea turtle), 5226 nucleotides long. It is a transcript of the gene GFRA4, whose product is annotated as GDNF family receptor alpha 4. Gene Ontology annotation, molecular function: glial cell-derived neurotrophic factor receptor activity. Gene Ontology annotation, biological process: nervous system development. The record is from RefSeq and is a predicted model, not a curated record. The transcript has 8 exons. The coding region runs from base 348 to 1640 and encodes 430 amino acids. Gene Ontology annotation, cellular component: signaling receptor complex; external side of plasma membrane. Lineage: Eukaryota; Metazoa; Chordata; Testudines; Dermochelyidae.
GCGGUGGCAGCAGCCGGCAGCCCGCGGAGCCCCCCCAGCCCCCGGCGGGGAGACCCCCCCCCCGCGGCUCCCCGGGAGCAGUUUGCAAACGCCGCCCCUGCCGGCUGCGGGGCUGGCCCGGCCCGGCCCCCGGGAGCCGCCGGCGCGCAGCGGAGAGCGGGGCGCAGGGGGGGGGACCAUGCCCCAGCCGGACCCGGGGUCCCUGCCGGCCCGCGCUCCCUUCCCUGCAGAGAGGGGGCUGCCCAGGGGGGAUUAACCCUCCCCAGCCUUGCAGCGCCCGCUGGAGCCCCCCGGGGGUGCGAACCGAAGCCGCCUCCCCCAGCUCCGGGUCUCCCAGAGUCAAUAGGAUGAGGGGGGUCUGUUACUUUGUCAUGCUGAUCCUCGCAGAAGGCAUGACAGAAGCCGUGAGUUCGGGCAGAGAUUGCCUGCAGGCCGGGGAGUCCUGCACCAAUGAUCCCAGCUGCAGCUCCAAGUUCCGGACUCUCCGGCAAUGCAUCGCAGGCAACGGAGCCAACAAACUGGGGCCAGACGCCAAGAACCAGUGCCGGAGCACGGUGACGGCCCUGCUUUCCAGCCAGCUCUAUGGCUGCAAGUGCAAACGGGGCAUGAAGAAGGAGAAACAUUGCCUGAGUGUCUAUUGGAGCAUCCACCACACCCUGAUGGAAGGUAUGAAUGUGUUGGAGAGUUCUCCGUAUGAGCCAUUCGUCAGGGGCUUUGACUACGUCCGGCUGGCAUCCAUCACCGCAGGUUCCGAGAACGAGGUGACGCAGGUGAACCGCUGUCUGGAUGCUGCCAAGGCCUGCAACGUGGAUGAGAUGUGCCAGAGGCUGAGGACGGAGUACGUCUCCUUCUGCAUCCGGCGCCUGGCCCGGGCCGACGCCUGCAACCGCUCCAAGUGCCACAAGGCCCUGCGCAAGUUCUUUGACCGCGUGCCCCCUGAGUACACGCAUGAGCUGCUCUUCUGCCCCUGUGAUGACACAGCCUGCGCCGAGCGCCGCCGGCAGACCAUUGUCCCUGCCUGCUCCUACGAGUCCAAGGAGAAGCCCAACUGCCUGACCCCCCUGGAUUCCUGCCGGGAGAACUACGUCUGCAGGUCCCGAUAUGCAGAGUUUCAGUUUAACUGCCAGCCUUCCCUGCAGUCUGCAACUGGCUGCAGGAGGGAGAACUACGCUGCCUGUCUGCUGGCGUACACAGGAAUCAUAGGUAGUCCUAUCACGCCAAACUACAUCGACAACUCGACUGCCAGCAUCGCGCCUUGGUGCACCUGCAAUGCCAGUGGCAACCGCCAGGAGGAGUGCGAGAGCUUUCUGCACCUGUUCACUGACAACCUCUGUCUCCAAAACGCCAUCCUGGCCUUCAGCAAUGGGACAUACCUGAACGCGGCACUGGCCCCGUCCAUGCCCCCGACGACGCAGAUGUACAAGCAGGAGCGAAACACCAACAGGGCCGCCGCCACCCUCGGAGGGAACAUCUUUGAGCAGCUCCAGCCCACCAAGGGACCUGGCGAGGAGCCACUCCUAAAGGGCUCCACCCAACUGGCAUCCGAAACCUCCAGCUUGGCGUCAGCCUCUUGCGCUGCGGGGUGGCUGCUGAUGUGGGUUUCCAUGGCUCUCGCUGUGCCACUCCUGCUUGCGAUGUGAAAGGGAGCGAGCAUGCGGCAAGCGGUGACUCUGUGCACGUCUCGCCGGGGGGCGGGCGGGGCGUGUGUGGAAAUUGCCCCUCUCCCCCCAGCCAACAUAUUUUAUUUUGUAAAAUCGAAGACGUCUCACCAGCUUGCUCCUGGUCACCCUUCCCGCUCCUUGGCUCGCUUCUCGUCUGCAGCGCCCUGUAGCGUGUCCAUGGUGGUGCAGAGCCACAGACAGGUCCCUUCAUAGAGCCCCGCACAAGAAAUGAGAUUCAGAGGCCCCGAGCUCUCCUGAGACAGCCGAGCGAGGAAAGACUCCCGACAGAUGAGCUGUCUGGAAGGUUUCGUGAAACUCUGGCCUACAGGGACAUGGUGGGGUCUCGCGAUAGGCCAUGCAACUUUCUACACAGUGACCCGAGCUGCGGAAGGACCAACAGAACCCCAUCCCUGGCUCAGACUAAGGCUGUCAUCCACUUUGUCACAAGGCAUUGCCGUUGCCCGCCAAGGAGACACCAGGCAUCUCUGUGGGGUACAGCAGAGCCAGGGCCGUGCGAUCCCUGACCUAGCUGGUUUUUCGACAUACCUAACAGCAUCCUGUGUAGCUGGCGUGUAACUCCCAGCCGAACCCUGACCCUUUCCCCUCUCCUGUAGAAAAUCGUGUUCAUGCGUUAAUGGUGUUCAGGAAGAAACACGUGUGUCGCCUUCCAUUUUUUUUGCCGGCUUUGGCAAUUCAUGGUGGCAUCCCCUUCUGAGCCUGGAACAUUCUUAACUGGCCCUGUCAAGUCUUUGGGGUAGUUUUUGUCGCAUCCAAGUGUGCGGUGAGAGUAGGAUAUACUGUCCCACGCAACGCUAGUUUUUUAAAAAUCUCUUGGUACGUGUAAGCCUCCAGGCAAGGCUUGAUGUUCAUGUCACUUGACUCGUGCUCACCUGUGACAAGCAAGUUGUUUGGUCUUAAGGUUGUGUCUACACUGCAAUAGAGCACCCGCAGCUGGCCCAUGUCAGCAGGAUCAGGCCAUUGGUGUUAUACAAUUGCUGUGUAGAUGUCUGGGCUCUGGGACCCCAUGAGCCCUGGUGUCUACACUCCAAUUUUAUAGCCCUGAGUCAGCUGAUAUGGGCCAGCUGCGAGUGUUUUACUGCAGUGUAGACACCCAUAGUGACACAAAGGAUGUUCAGGGGUUUACUUGGUAUCUCUAGUCACAGAAAUGAAAGAUGGGCUGGAAAAGGUUCAGUAGAGACCUAGCAACCAACCAAUUCACCCAGACAAAUGGCCAUUUGGGGACACUCAAAAACCCAGCUGCCGUAUGAAAUGAUCCAGGCACUAAAUGCAUCAGGGCAUGGCCUGCUCUGGUUCACCUUGUUAAACAGUUAGCUAAUAAAGUUGCCCUCAUUAGGUUGGCUUAUGCUCUCAUUCUUCAGAUACUAAGUCAACCUCUAAAUAAUAGGAUCUGGGAAGAAGUGUUCUCUAUACGUGCUGCUUGCAGGAUUUAUUGCACCUUCCUCUGUUGGUGCAUUGGGGGCCAGCCACUGCCAGAGACAGACUGCUGGGCUAGAUGAACCAUGGGUCUGAGCCUGCAUGGUCACCCCUACCUUUCUGUGGAGAUAGAGCUUAUGAUCCUGAGGGUCAUGAGUGAGCCCCUAACUCAUCAGUGGCCGAGCUGAGGGGGCCUCUGUGCUGGAUCAGGCUCAUAGAAACGCUGGUGAAUUGCCCCCUCAUUAAAUACUCAGACUGGCUGCCCCACGGAGGAGCAUUUCUUGAGGGCCUCCAGCACUUUGGGCGGCUGGGUUCCAGAAGCAUAUUCCUUGGGUCACAUGUCUCCAGCGCCACCAGCAACCGUCUCCUGACGUGGGUUUGGCGGAAGGAUUUUGACAGGGCCCAGGAGUGGCAGGUGGGGAUCACGAGCACCACCCAAUGGAGCACUGCAAGCACAAAGCCCAGGAUAGGGGUUUGGCUGCAGUCCGUUGCCCUCCUCUCCCAGUUCCCUCAGAAGUUGAUUUCUUAGCUCGAUUGCUUAACUUUUAAAGAAAAAUUGCAACGGAAGAGAAACAUUCCCAGGCCCUUAGUCCAGCAUGAAAUAUGACCAGUUAAUACUUACUUUGGAGUGAUGCGCUGGAGUUCUGAGCCUAGUUUAACCAAAGUCCUGUUAUGUUUCCCCCACCAACAACACCCCUGAGGUGCAGUGACCAAAGCUGUUUGUCCGGGGUGCACCUUAACAUCUCAUUGGCCUGGUUUUACAGAGGCCUCAGCUUUUCUCAGAGAUCUUCAUAAAAUCAGGGCUUAUGGGCAGGGACACCAGGUGUAAAUGUGGAACAACAAAACUGGAAGCAGACAUGUCCUCCCGUUGGUGUCAUGCACCCAGCCAGGAAGAUGAGAGCUACAGAGAACAGCAGGCAGUGGCCACAGCUCAUGGUACAUUGUGUUUUUAGUGGGAUGGGGUUAGCAGGCACAACCCUAGUAUAUAUAGCUCCUGGGAGCAGCCCAAGCGUGCGCGAGCCUUCUAAUAGUGCGUGAAGUGACACGACUAACAGCUGUGCUAUGCAAAUCCUGACAGCAGCUGGCUCAGCAGAGGCAGGAUUUGAACGCUGACCCAAUGACAGCUCGACAAGGCUCGUCCCUGUGUACCAGGAAGCUACCUCAUAAGAGUCCUUUAUGUGCUACGCUCCUUAGCUUUAAAUAGGUGUGGACAUUUCCUGCCGUUCUGCCCGCAGUAUCCUGAGCUGCUGGCUGCCAUGCCAUCCUUCAUGUGCUGAGCCAUGUAAUCGGGCGACGUUACGGGUUAGACUGGGCAUUUACAUGACCGCCACCUAGGAACUUACCCCACUGGCCAGUUCACCUCUCUGGGGCUUUCGAAAGGCCUGGUUCCCAUUUCCUUAGCCAAUAUGUGUGUUCGAAGUGAGUAAGGGUUUUUCCCUGCAGCCAGCCGCAGCACUAAGAAACGUUAUUCCAGCCUUUCCCUAAUGUCGGUGUGGAGAAUUUUAGUCCUCGCAUGCUUGGCAGGGCAGAAUUAGCUCUAAGUAAGGGGCGGAGUGGCUCAGCUGGUAUAAAUUGGCUGAGGGAACUGGUGUCAGCUGUCUUGGGUACCCUGUCUUAAUGCCACACUUUUUUGAGCAGCAGAGGGGCCGGCUGGCCAGGCAGUGACCAUUCUCAGCCUCCAGAAGACCGCGCUCAAUGGGUCCUUCAAACCCAGGGCUUUAAAAGCAAGCUGUCACAUUUCACGCCUCAGACAUGGUGGUUAGUAUUCGGACAAAACAGCCCUAGUUCUUGUAAGCUGAAUGGUUAUUGUUUUCCCCACACCAUCCUUGCAAUUUAAAAAUGCAAAGCUUGUGGAUGCUAAGCAAUGGCCAGGUGGAGAAGAUGUUGUGGGGAGGGUUAACACAAGAAUUCAAGCCAAUGUCUCUCUCCCCCCCCACCAUAGCUCUUCCACCCCUUCACAAAACUGGUCUCUCGCUCGCUCACACACAAACCUCCAUAGCUCUCCCCCCCACCAUCCACAAAACCAGUCUUUCUCUCACACCUACACAAAAUUGGUCUCUCUCUCUCUUUCUCUCACACACACACAAAAAUCUCUUCCACCCCUUCACAAAAACCGGAUGAAAUUGUUAUA